Messenger RNA from Prosopis cineraria, 2011 nucleotides. Its product is annotated as sterol 3-beta-glucosyltransferase UGT80A2-like. The record is from RefSeq and is a predicted model, not a curated record. Lineage: Eukaryota; Viridiplantae; Streptophyta; Magnoliopsida; Fabales; Fabaceae. Gene Ontology annotation, biological process: carbohydrate metabolic process. Gene Ontology annotation, molecular function: hexosyltransferase activity; UDP-glycosyltransferase activity.
GGUGGCAGUAGCUCUUCAGGCGUUUCUGGGAGAGGGUUGUGUAAAGUGAGCACAUUACCUGUAGAAAUAUCACAUACUGAUAAAUUGGAGUCAAGUUCAAGUCAGUCUAAGUUGGAAAGAUCCAAAACAGAGAGACAGAGACAUCUAUGGCCUGAGGAUGCGGCACAGAUUUUUGAUGAGAAAAUUCCUGUCCAACAGAAGCUUAAAUUGUUCAACAGAAUAGCUACUGUAAAGGGUGAUGGGACAGUAGAAUUUGAUGUCCCAGGAGACGUAGAACCUGAAGCCCUUAGGGUUCGAUCCAAACAUGUUGAUAAUGUAGUUGAUGAUGAUUCACUUGAUGCAACAGACCUUCAGUACAUACCUCCAUUACAGAUAGUAAUGCUUAUUGUUGGCACACGUGGUGAUGUGCAACCAUUUAUUGCAAUAGGCAAACGAUUGCAGGACUAUGGUCAUCGUGUUAGAUUAGCUACUCAUUCAAAUUUUAAGGAGUUUGUCCUGACAGCUGGCUUGGAGUUUUAUCGUUUAGGCGGUGAUCCAAAAGUCCUUGCUGGUUAUAUGGUUAAGAAUAAGGGCUUCCUGCCAUCAGGACCUUCUGAGAUACCUAUUCAGCGAAAUCAGAUCAAGGAUAUCAUCAACUCUUUGCUUCCAGCCUGUAAGGAACCUGAUAUGGAUUCUGGUGUCUCCUUCAAAGCGGAUGCAAUCAUUGCCAAUCCACCAGCGUAUGGGCAUACCCGUGCAGAGGCACUGAAAAUUCCAAUACAUAUAUUUUUCACCAUGCCAUGGACUCCAACCAGUGAAUUUCCACAUCCUUUGUCCCGUGUAAAGCAACAAGCUGGUUACAGGCUUUCAUAUCAAAUUGUUGACUCAUUGAUUUGGCUGGGAAUACGGGACAUGAUUAAUGAUCUUAGGAAGAAAAAGCUGAAAUUGCGACCAGUCACAUAUCUAAGUGGUUCACAAGGCUCAGACACUGAUGUUCCACAUGCAUAUAUAUGGAGUCCUCACCUUGUUCCUAAACCAAAAGAUUGGGGACCAAAAAUUGAUGUGGUAGGAUUUUGCUUCCUUGAUCUUGCAUCAAACUAUGAACCUGCUGAGUCCCUUGUAAAGUGGCUUGAAGCUGGUGACAAGCCCAUUUAUGUUGGAUUUGGUAGCCUGCCUGUUGAAGAGCCAGAAAAAAUGACUCAAAUAAUUGUAGAAGCACUGGAGAAAACUGGGCAGAGGGGCAUCAUCAAUAAAGGAUGGGGGGGUCUAGGGAAUUUGGCAGAACCAAAGGAUUCAAUAUACUUAUUGGAUAAUGUUCCUCAUGAUUGGCUAUUCUUACGCUGCAAGGCUGUGGUUCAUCAUGGAGGUGCUGGAACAACGGCUGCUGGGUUAAAAGCUGCUUGCCCGACAACCAUAGUUCCUUUCUUUGGCGAUCAACCGUUCUGGGGUGAUAGAGUACAUGCCAGAGGAGUCGGCCCUGCACCUAUUCCAGUUGAUGAGUUUUCACUGCCCAAGUUAGUCGACGCAAUAAAUUAUAUGCUAGAUUCCAAGGUAAAGGAACGUGCAGUAGAACUUGCCAAAGCCAUGGAAAAUGAAGAUGGUGUAGAAGGAGCUGUGAAAGCAUUUUUUAAGCAGCUUCCUCGGAAAAAACCAGAGCCAGAGCCAGAGCCAGAGCCAGCGCCCUCAAGUUUUUUAUCUAUAAGUAGAUGUUUUGGUUGUUCUUGAUUUGAUGCAAAUUGUUCAGUCCCCAACUCAUUUCAUCUAUAUUUUUAAUUGAUGCUAUGAUCAUAAGAUGUGCUCAACCCUUCUCCCUUACCAUAAGGUUACUGAUUACUGUGCAUGCUUUUCUUGACAAAAUUCAAUUUUAGUGUUGAUGCAUGUAAUUAUUUUAAUUCGGGAUGAUUGAUACUUAACUUACAGUACGAUCGGAGGUUGAAUUGUACUUCUUUAUUUUGUUUGCUUUGAUCAAAGCAGUAUAUUCAUUCUUUCUUAAUUAUUACUAAUAUACAGUGUUAAGGGCUUGUAUUUUACA